Messenger RNA from Megalobrama amblycephala (Wuchang bream), 2283 nucleotides. RefSeq names its product plasminogen-like. Gene Ontology annotation, cellular component: extrinsic component of plasma membrane. Gene Ontology annotation, molecular function: signaling receptor binding; serine-type endopeptidase activity. Lineage: Eukaryota; Metazoa; Chordata; Actinopteri; Cypriniformes; Xenocyprididae. The transcript is spliced from 16 exons. The record is from RefSeq and is a predicted model, not a curated record. Gene Ontology annotation, biological process: proteolysis.
CCCUAUGAUGUUUGUUGUACUGACAUGCUUAAAAGAUUGAAAAGUCCCUGCCUGUCAAUGCCCCAACAUGAAGGUUCACAAAGCAGUUCUUUUAGGUCUAUAUCUUCUUACAGGUUUCCUCAGGGGCCAGACCCAAAGCACAGAGGAAUGUAUGCAGUGCAGUGGAGAAAACUACAGAGGCAAGAUCUCCACCACUAUGAGUGGAUUUACCUGCCAACGCUGGGACUCUCAAAAACCCCACAACCACGGUUACAUCCCUUCAGCUCUUCCUGAUAAGUACUUGGAAGAGAACUAUUGCAGGAACCCCGAUGGAGAGCCUAGGCCCUGGUGCUUCACCACCAGUCCAUCCAAACGUUAGGAAUACUGCUCCAUUCCACGAUGCACAACUGAACCACCCACAAUUGUACCAGAGCUUACCUGUGCAAGUGGAGAAGGUAGCUCCUACAGGGGCACCAUUGCGGUGACAGUCUCAGGAAAAAUUUGCCAGGACUGGGCAUCCCAAAGUCCCCAGAAGCAUUCCAAAACUUCAGAGAACUACCCAUGCAAAGGCCUUGAUAAGAACUACUGCAGAAACCCUGAUAAUGAAAUAAGUCCAUGGUGUUACACCACAGAUCCAGACACCCGCUGGGAGUACUGCAGUGUGCCAAGUUGUGGAGAUCAACCUAGACCUGAGGAGCCGGUGAUCCCUGAAGGUGAGGCAUGUUACGAAGGUGAUGGAACCUCCUACCGUGGUGCCAUGUCAGAGACCAUCAGUGGAAAGAAAUGCCAGUUCUGGACAUCCAUGAAACCUCAUCAACAUUCCAAAACACCUCAGAAUUUCCCUAAAGCAGAUCUGAGGAGGAACCUGUGCAGGAAUCCAGAUGGUGACAGAGCCCCUUGGUGCUUCACCACAGAUCCCACGGUUCGAUGGGAGUAUUGCAAUAUCGAGCAGUGUGACAACAAGAACAGCUCAAGGGAGCCUCCUACCAAUCCAUCAGUGGCUGCAGCUUCUCCUUCUAUAUCUCCUUCUCCAGAAAUAGAUUGUAAGGUUGGCAAUGGAGCAAGUUACCGGGGGCCCACAUCCAUUACUAUAACGGGAGUGACCUGCCAAGCAUGGAGUUCUAUGACCCCCCAUCAGCAUACCAAUUUUACCCCUGAAACGCACCCAGACAAGGGUCUAGAGUCAAAUCAAUGCAGAAACCCAGACAGUGACGUGAAUGGACCUUGGUGCUAUACAACGGAUCGAAAUAAGAAGUGGGAUUACUGUCAGAUCCCAGACUGUGAUAGCCUGAAAUGCGGACAACCUUCAGUAAAACCUAAGCGGUGCUUUGGCCGAAUCGUUGGGGGGUGUAUUUCCAAACCACACUCCUGGCCUUGGCAGAUCAGUCUUAGGACAAGAACCAAAAUCCAUUUCUGUGGUGGAACGCUAAUUGAUGCACAAUGGGUCCUAACUGCAGCCCACUGCCUAGAGAGGUCUGACAGUCCAUCUGCCUACAAGAUCUUCCUUGGAAUCCACACAGAACGUGCAAAUGAAGCAUCCAGACAGGAGCGAAAUGUUUCUAAGAUAAUUAAGGGGCCAGCUGGAACUGACAUCGCUCUUCUCAAGUUGGACAGGCCUGCAUUAAUAACCAAUAAGGUAUUGCCUGCGUGCCUACCAGAGAAGGACUACAUUGUACCAAGUGAUACUGAAUGCUAUGUAACAGGCUGGGGGGAGGGAACCGGUGAAGAAGGUUUCCUGAAAGAAACCGACAUCCCUGUAAUUGACAACAAAGUCUGCAACCGUGCAUCUUUUCUGAAUGGCCGUGUGAAGGAGCAUGAGAUGUGUGCAGGAAACAGACAUGGUGGAAGUGACAGUUGCCAGGGUGACACCGGUGGGCCUCUUGUCUGCUACGCACAGAACGCCUACGUCCUUCAGGGAGUGACAUCAUGGGGUCUCGGCUGUGGUAAUGCCAUGAAACCUGGAGUGUAUACCCGCGUCUCCAAGUUUGUCGACUGGAUAGAACGCAAUAUGAAAGAAAACCAGAGCUAUGAAAAGGACCUGAAAACCAUACUUGAAUAAAAGUACAGAUACCUUACCUCGAAAAUGAUUACAUUACAAGUUACAAGUCACCAAUUCCAAUACGACUUGAGUAAAAGUCUUAGAGUAUCUGAUUUUACUCGUACUGAAUGUGGGCUCAAAGAUGCACGAGUCCUCAACACCUGAGAGACAUGCCAGUAAAAAUAAGAAACAAUUUGAAUUUUGUUUGUUUUCUAUAAUCAAAAUAAAACUGAUUGCAAAAAUAUUGCAAUAAAUCAAUAAACCCC